Molecule: messenger RNA, 2739 nt
Organism: Magallana angulata
Lineage: Eukaryota; Metazoa; Mollusca; Bivalvia; Ostreida; Ostreidae
Product: cyclic AMP-dependent transcription factor ATF-6 beta-like
Exons: 1
Coding region: 200-1795 (531 amino acids)
Biological process (GO): regulation of transcription by RNA polymerase II; endoplasmic reticulum unfolded protein response
Cellular component (GO): nucleus
Molecular function (GO): RNA polymerase II cis-regulatory region sequence-specific DNA binding; DNA-binding transcription factor activity, RNA polymerase II-specific
Source: RefSeq, a predicted model, not a curated record
AUUUCUUUUUAUUAUUUGAUUGAUGACUUAAACAUUAUGUUAUAUUUCCACAAUUUAAUCAUUAAAAGGUCCAUCCAAUUAAUUUAUUUGAUUUAUAUAGCUAACAAACUGACGUCCUUUUGGGUGAUUUUCGAACCGGAAGUUCAUCCAUAUUUUCUUGCGCUGUCGUGUUGGUUUGCUAAUCGACGCGACAUCAGACAUGGAUUUGUGGAACGAGGAAAAUUGCAGUUUUCUUGACAGUUCUAACAUUAAUUUCGAAACACCUUUUACAUUAGACGAAACAGUGGAUCUUGUUGACAUAGAUAGUGAUGAUUUCAAAUUGUGUACCGAUAAUGAGCUGUUUUCAGAAGAUUUUUCUCUGCAAGAUUCUUUAAACAAUGAACACAGUGACAGUUCAGACAGUGGAAUAGGCUCAGCAAGAGUAUGUGAUGGCAAGUGGACUUCGUUUAACGAAAAGGAAGAAAAUGCACAAUUCCAUCGACUAAAACCAGAAUCGGAUAACAAAUUAGUUUUACAACCACAGAACCAUGUGCGAGUCGAUUUAACCCCAGAGACAUUGGAUCCUCUAAAAUAUGCAACAGGAGUAAUUCCACAACAAAAAUGUUUGAAUAUCAGUUCUAUAAUGGAUUCAAAGGUGAAGAUUAAGCCCAAACCUAUUGAAAGGUCACUGAGUACAGUUACAAUUCAAAAUAAUCAAGCUUUAAAUGAAGAUUCCAUUCAGUCAGGUACAAUGGGAAUGCUAAUAAAUCCAAUGCACAACCAUCUACAAAUAGACCUGGAGUCAAGAACAACAAAACGUCAACAGCGAAUGAUAAAAAAUCGUGAAUCUGCAUGUUUGUCAAGGAAACGCAAGAAGGAAUACUUGAACCUUCUUGAAAAGCAGCUGCAAGAAUGUACUGUUCAAAAUGAAAAACUAAAAGAAGAAAAUUAUAUGCUGAAAGAAAAAAUAAGAGCAUUUGAAAAUGAGCAAGAAAGUUUAAAAAGGACCUUUGCAUUGUCUCCAACAAAGAAAAUUUGUUUAAUGGGUGUUUUUUUAAUCUUGUGCAUGAACAUAUUUUCUGGUAAACUGUCUCUUGUGCAGGAUUGGCAACCAACAAGGGAUUUGGAAAAAAUACAAAGAUACAAAGGGAGACAACUUUUGUCUUAUCCAGAGAGAGGAGAAAUGGAUCUGAAAACAAUUUUAUCAAAUUCUAACCCACAGAAGUUCCAAGAAUUUUUGAACAGCUACAAUGUAUUUACAGGAAACAAAAGCGAAAAGAAAUGUACAACCUAUUUAAAUCAUACAGAAUCAAUGAAAUUGGCAGAACAAUUAUCAGGAUGGAUGCAAAGGUUUAAACUUGAAAAACAGAAAACCUCAACCAAAAAAUUAAGAAAAUUGAAGAAAUUCCCAAGGUCAAGUUAUUUUCAAUCAAUUAACGGACAAAUUCAAAAGCUGUCAUCUAAGAUCUUGGACAGUCAAUACCAACUGCAACUUUUUAAUUAUAAUCAUAAGCAGGAGGACUUUUGGCAGAUGGUAUCCAAAAGGAAUGACACUUUUUACAUACUUUCGUUUAAUACAGAUUACUACUUGGUUCCUGCUGCUCUUCACAACAGAACUGAACGCCCAAGAAUGUCUUUAUUUAUGCCGGCAUUGUCUCUGAAUGAUUCAGUAAGACCACCAUUUGGAAAAGUUGGCAUGAUACAGAUUGACUGUGAAGUUAAGAAAACAGAAUUUAUUAAUAUGCAGAAAUCCAUGCCUCCAAAUCCAUCACUGCAGCAGAAUAUGACUUACUUCAGUGGUUAUGGUGGAAUUUAAAAAUAGUUCUUCAUCAAUGCAAUGUUGGACCAUAAAAUGAAUCAGUGUGUGCAACAUAUGAAAAAUUUCAUUUAAAGUUCAAAAUUGUGAUACAUAUUUUUUUUUAAUUGAUUUCAGAUCUGAGUUGAUCUUGUUUAAUUAAUGCAACUAAAUACUGGGAAUAACCUAAUGUAUUAGCAAUGAAUACAGUAGGAAUUUUGGAUUUUUUGUUAAAAUAAUUUUUUUUGAUUUAGUUGGGUAAAUUUACCUAAGUUAGCUAGGUGGUUGUUGGGCUCCUGUCCAGAGAAUUACAGUGGUACAUUCCUCUUGCUAUUGUGCCUAUUUAAUUUUAUGUUGUAACUUGUAAACCAAUUGAUAUAUUAUAAGGUUUUGUUUGCUUAAGUGCAUUGACGAUGAAAUGCUCAGGCCUUAAGUUAUUAAAAAAUCUGCACUUGCAUUUUCUCAUUUAUAAAUUUAAGGGGAGAGGAAGGAAAAUAAUUAUUCCAUAAUUACUUCUAUAAUCAAGCAAAAGAAAUAGUGUGCCACAAGUGUUGCUCAUUUAUUUUCCUACCUGUUAUUUUGAUAUUGUGGUACAUUACAAUUUUCAUAUUCUCAUCUUUCAUUGGUUUGUAAAAGACACUGAAAAUGUUCUUUUUGUGUCCAAGGGCAUGUGUGAAGGCAAACCAAGGCUAACUAGUAAUAACAAAUUAUUAGAAAUCCUUGUAGAUACCUGUUGGAGGUGCCUUUUACAAUGAUCCUUAUUAGAGCUGCCUUAAACACUUCUAUGUUGUUUUUUUUAAAGUCAUAAAGAAAUUUAAAGUAUAACUACUUAUAAAGUUCCGGAGUUAUCUUUCUUUUAACAUUCUUGUUCAGGCAAGGGGAUUUUAUAUAAUACAAUAAUGUGUAUCAUGUAAUUUUUAAUCACAUAAUAUAUCUCGCCUAAUAAAAAAUGCUCCCUAAAAAUA